AUGGCGGAGGCAAGUAUAUUAGUGUGCCAGGACCAGUUCGGCUGUUUGAUCUGUUUGGAUCUACUGAAGGAUCCGGUGACUAUUCCCUGUGGACACAGUUACUGUAUGGGCUGUAUUAAGGGCUGCUGGGAUCAGGAUGAUCAUACUGGUGUCUACAGUUGUCCCCAGUGCAGACAGACCUUCACCCCAAGGCCUGUUCUGGGCAGAAACACCAUGCUGGCUAACGUGGUGGAGAAACUGAAGACAGGAUUCCAAGCUGCUCCUCCUGCUCACUGUUACGCUGGACCUGCAGACGUGGCAUGUGAUGUCUGCACUGGGAGAAAAUGCAAAGCCAUCAAGUGCUGCCUGGUGUGUCUGGCCUCUUACUGCGAAAAUCACAUUCAGCCUCACUACGAAUUUCCUGCCUUUAAGAAGCACAAAUUGAUCAAAGCCAGCAGACAGCUGGAGGAGAUGAUCUGCUCUCAUCAUGACAAACUGCUGGAGGUUUACUGUCGUUCUGAUCAGCAGUGUAUCUGUCUGUUGUGUUCGAUGGAUGAACACAGAGGCCAUGAUACAGUCUCAGCUGCAGCAGAAAGGACUGAGAAACAGAAAGUGGUUGGGGAGACACAGAGGAAAUUCCAGCAGAGAAUCCAGGAGAGAGAGAAGGAGCUGAAGGAUCUGAGACAGGCUGUGGAGUCACUCACGCGCUCUGCACAGGCAGCAGUGGAGGACAGUGAGAGGAUCUUUACUGAGCUGAUCCGCUCUAUUGAAAGGAGGCCCUCUGAGGUAAAAAAGAUUAUCAGAGAUCAGGAAAAGGCUGCAGUGAGUAAGGCUGAAAGACUCCUGGAGCAACUGGAGCAGGAGAUCACUGAGCUGAAGAGGAGAGAUGCUGAGCUGGAGCAGUUUUCACACACAGAAGAUCACAUCCACUUCCUCCAGAGUUGUCAGCCAUUUUGUGCCCCUCUCUCUGUGCCACCUGGAGACCUCCCCAGCAUCACUGUGGAUCCACAGUCCUCUUUUGAGUUUGUGAAGGCAUCUGUCUCAGAACUGAGAGUGAAGCUGGAAGGACUUUUCAAAGAAGAGCUGAAAAAGACAUCUAAAAAAGGUUGUUGGAAAUAAACAGUAUAUGAUUUUAUGUACAGUACACACACACACAUACAGGUAGUGAACAAAAAGUGGAAAGGCCAAUGUUGUCAGCUUGAGAUGUCUUGCUUGUGUUGUGUUUCUGUCUUCCUGUCUGUCAGUGUGGGUGUGUCUGUUUUUGUU
This is a messenger RNA of Megalops cyprinoides (Indo-Pacific tarpon), 1245 nucleotides long. RefSeq names its product E3 ubiquitin/ISG15 ligase TRIM25-like. Lineage: Eukaryota; Metazoa; Chordata; Actinopteri; Elopiformes; Megalopidae. The record is from RefSeq and is a predicted model, not a curated record. Gene Ontology annotation, molecular function: zinc ion binding. The coding region runs from base 1 to 1098 and encodes 365 amino acids. The transcript is spliced from 4 exons.